AUCAAGCCGCGUCAACAUUCUCGCUGAUGAAACAGUCUUGAGACUUGAGUAAAAACAUAGUUGUUGACGCCUUUAAACACAAACCAUUAUGUCCGUCCUUCAGAAAUGCCUUACUCUAACAUAUUUUCCAGUAACGAGGCUCCCGUUCGGACUGUCGUCGCGGUGUUAUUCUGGUUAUUCAACCCUCGUCAGAGUCACUGUGGUGUUUCGGAAUCCGAGAGAGUCCACUACUCGGACAGGACAACAACCCUCACGGGACCGAAGCAGUUUUCAUCCCUUUUUACCUGCCGGAAAUUGUGACGCUCGUCGCGACUGUUUCAGAGCGUUUUCAGCUUCGCCAGCUGGAGGAGGAGAGGCUGUGGGAAAGAUCCAGCCAACACACUAUCACCUAGUCUACACAUGCAAGGUUUGCUCCACCAGGUCCACGCAGAGGAUUUCUAAGCAGGCCUACCACAAAGGGGUGGUGAUAGUGACAUGUCCUGGAUGUGAGAAGCACCACAUCAUUGCUGAUAACCUCGGCUGGUUCUCAGACCUAGAGGGGAAAAGAAACAUAGAAGAAAUCCUCGCGGCCAAAGGAGAGACAGUGAAGAGGGUUGAGGGGAGCCAGGCCAUGGAGAUAUUGUUGGACGAGUCCAGAGGAGGCGAGGCACAGUGUGAAGACGACACAGAAAAGUCCGAAAAUGACACAAAGAAACAGUGAAGUGUUCUUAUUGUGUAUUCCCUUUUGUAAGAUGAUUAUAUUUAUUUAAAAAAUAAAAACUUGUUUCUUUC
This is a messenger RNA of Menidia menidia (Atlantic silverside), 771 nucleotides long. NCBI's taxonomy places the organism in Eukaryota, Metazoa, Chordata, Actinopteri, Atheriniformes, Atherinopsidae. The record is from the annotation of a GenBank genome assembly.